GAAAAAACCACGGGCCGAGGAGUGACUACGGCUUAGAGCCAUUCCAGUAGUUUCUAACGGCUGUUUGACCCCAUAGGUGAUUGAAAAUUUUAUUGCAAAAGGACGAUGUUCAAAAUAAGAGGUUUCACGUUGCUCUUUGUAUUUGCUUGGGUGAUAAACGUAUCAUGUUAUUCAGUUUCAGAACGGAAAAACCAUGCAGAAGGAAAUAUUUAUCAGGAUAAACGGGAAGCCGUACUUUAUCGUGGACAAUUGUGGUCAGCCACUUAUGACAGCAACAGGGAGGUCACAAAUGUCUUCAUUCCUUACACUAUUAAGUUAGGAGGCUGGUUCUCAGGACUUGAUUAUAGCGAUGAGGAAACUAUCAAAGAGGCAGCGAGUGUUAUCGCUAAGCACACUUGCAUCAGAUUCGUUGAGCGAAAAGAUGAAAAGGAUUACAUCGAAUUCUACGAAGACAGCAAUAAUGUCUGUGAGUCGUACAUCGGCAAAAAAGGCGGGAAACAGCUUUUGUCGCUGGGAAGCGGCUGUAAGAACAGAGGUCAUGUGACUCACGAGCUGAUGCACGCCUUGGGAUUUUUCCACGAGCAUACCAGACCAGAUCGAGAUAAGUUUGUCAAGAUAUUAUGGGAUAACAUCAAGAGAGAUCACUACAAGCAGUUUGAAAUCCGCAAGCGAGGAGUCACAACUUUGGGUCAACCAUACGACUUUCAGUCCAUCAUGCACUACUCCAACAAAGAGUUUAGUAAAAACAACAAGGACACCAUCCAGGCCCUAUCAGAUCCAAACAUGCCUCUUGGUAACGUCAACUCUUUAUCUGCUGUGGAUGUCUUGCAAAUUAACCUGCUCUAUAACUGUCCCGAGGCACUCAGACAAGUGGUCAACUAUGAAGUAACCGUGUACACAGGAGACAAAUAUUUGGCGGGAACGGAUGGCCAAGUGUUUAUAGAGCUGUUUGGGCGGAACACUGUCGGCCAAUUGCAGAAUUCAGGCGAGGAAGAAUUAGCGGGUAAAAAGAGCGCCUUUGAGAUGAGAAGUGUGGACAGAUUUAACGUUAUUUCGCCAAACCUUGGAAAACUGAUCAAACUGACGGUCAGACUUACCGACAGAGGAUACGGAGGAGCAUGGUACCUAGACAAGAUCCAAGUUCAAAACAGAAAGAGGCGUGUGAAUGUUUCUUUUCCGUGUUUCUGCUGGUUUGGUGGAGGUUCUGACACCAAGAUAUUGGAACCUUCUCCCUAG
Messenger RNA from Pocillopora verrucosa, 1236 nucleotides. Its product is annotated as zinc metalloproteinase nas-4-like. The record is from RefSeq and is a predicted model, not a curated record. Lineage: Eukaryota; Metazoa; Cnidaria; Anthozoa; Scleractinia; Pocilloporidae. Gene Ontology annotation, molecular function: zinc ion binding; protein binding; metalloendopeptidase activity. Gene Ontology annotation, biological process: proteolysis.